Diospyros lotus (date-plum) is the source of this 834-nucleotide messenger RNA. RefSeq lists its product as uncharacterized. The transcript is spliced from 2 exons. Lineage: Eukaryota; Viridiplantae; Streptophyta; Magnoliopsida; Ericales; Ebenaceae. The record is from RefSeq and is a predicted model, not a curated record. Bases 16 to 834 code for a protein of 272 amino acids.
ACAUUUGCAGCUGAAAUGGUGAGCACAGCUUUUAUCUGGGGGAAGAACAAACGGAGACCCGUGGAGGACGAGGGCGCCCCAGCUCUUACGGGGGGAAAGGCUGCCUUGAAUGCUCCUCCUGCUGAGGAAGGAGAGCCUAGUCGUGCUAAAAGGAAGAGGACUUCCCAUCCUCCGAGAGAGCUCAUGCCAGCCCCGGAGUCUCCUCCCCAUAGUCCAGACCAUGUUCCCGAUUGGGGAGUGAAGGCAAGUGAUCUCAGCCGGAACACUCAGGUGGCCAGACGUAUGAUUCAUCACUUUGCCACUCCCGCCGAUCGUCAGGUGUUGGCCGAGCAGUCCUCGGAGGCCGUAGAAGCCACAUUGUGCAAGUAUCUGGCCCAGGUGGUCACACUCGUUUCGGACUUUUCCGGACGUUUCUCUCAAGCUUCCAAGAAGACCUUGGAACUAGACACCCAGCUGCAGGAAAGAGACGAGUUACUGGAGAGCCACAGGAAAAACUUGGAUGAGUUGUCCUCCCAGCGGCAGGCUUCAGACCUACGUAUUCAGGGGCUAGAGGCAGAGCUGUCUCGGAUGAGCUCCAAGCUAUCUCGGGCGAACUCAGUCAUUCGCCAAUACGAGCGCAAGUAUGCCGAGCCCAUCAAGCUUCCUGAGGUAGAGGAGUUCCUCCAGAAGAACCUACAGGACGCUUGGACAAAGGGAUUCCAAGCUCAUGAGACAGAGGUAUUACGAGCUCAUCCAGACUUGGACAUGUCCACUGUUCGGUCUGUUGCGGAAAUUGUGGCCGGGAUGGAGGACUCGGAGAUGGCUGACGAUGGUGAUGCGCCUCCUGAUGCUUGA